Rodentolepis nana is the source of this 327-nucleotide messenger RNA. The record is from the annotation of a GenBank genome assembly. Lineage: Eukaryota; Metazoa; Platyhelminthes; Cestoda; Cyclophyllidea; Hymenolepididae.
AUGGAGGGAUCUGCAAACAAAGCUCUGGAGAAACGUUCUGCGUCUGCCCGUUUAAUUAUGUUGGAAAGAACUGUUCUCGAGGUGAAUGUGGUCACACUUACUGCUUCAACUUAUAUUUUAACAAUCAAGCAACAACUAAUCGACUCUCAAUUCUACAAAAAUGAGGAAUUUUAUUGGGUUUUACAAGAAUAUUUUGUUUUUCAUUCAGUUGGAUUACUUAUUCAAGUUGAAAUGAAUCUCUACGUCAAUGGACUGCCAAUUAACUGGAGUUAUGUGGAUAAAACGGAAUCUGGAAUUAGUAAUGCUGCUUGCAAAAAGGUAAUGUGA